Molecule: messenger RNA, 763 nt
Organism: Haliotis rubra (blacklip abalone)
Lineage: Eukaryota; Metazoa; Mollusca; Gastropoda; Lepetellida; Haliotidae
Product: agrin-like
Exons: 4
Coding region: 91-699 (202 amino acids)
Biological process (GO): anatomical structure development
Molecular function (GO): calcium ion binding; protein binding; collagen binding
Source: RefSeq, a predicted model, not a curated record
CCUGUUCCUUAGCUUAUCUCAAGAGGUCAACCUUGCCAGGAGUGUCUCCUGGUACACGACACGCAGACAUACUCUCACCUGGAACUAACCAUGAGUUGUUCCUUCCAUCUGCUGUUUCUUGGGAUGGCUUUUGUUCUUCUGUCCGAGAUUCAAUGGACACAAUCUAGUCAUCCGAAGCCGACGGAUUCGGUGGAGCACGCCCUAGACCACAUCAACAAACAUCCUAACUCCGCCACAAUGUGUGCCGCCAUCUUGAAGUUUGACUGCAGUCAACACAUAGUCACGAAAGACGAGACAGUGUGUGGCACCGACCAAGUCACCUACCCUGACAACUGCGUGUUUGCCAAAACAAGAUGUCAGCCAUCUUCCGACAUUAAUUUGAAGCACAAAGGACCGUGUGAAGUCAAGUCAUCUCCAGCCAGUCACAUGACCACCAUCCUUCCAAGCUCUGUCACGUGGGGCCAUGACCCGGCGUAUGACCUGAUCAAGGACGUCUUCUGUACCAACAUCAACUUAAUCAAAUGUGGGGUGAACGUAGACGCUGACAUCUGCGGUUCUGACGGGAAGGUGUACACGAACCAGUGCCUGUUUGCCAAAGUGAAAUGUUUCAAGCCCGACUUGGAGCCAACCAACCCCUCGAAGUGUCAUGAGAACGGCCUCCCCUUGAAGUCGACACCUAAACCCUUUCUUGUGGGAUAAAUUCAAAUUCAUGUGACGAAAUCAAUGUAUUUUGAAAACCAAAAUAAAUCCGUAUUAACGUUGA